Molecule: messenger RNA, 2738 nt
Organism: Daphnia carinata
Lineage: Eukaryota; Metazoa; Arthropoda; Branchiopoda; Diplostraca; Daphniidae
Product: protein bowel-like
Exons: 3
Coding region: 313-1941 (542 amino acids)
Biological process (GO): embryo development; regulation of transcription by RNA polymerase II
Cellular component (GO): nucleus
Molecular function (GO): RNA polymerase II transcription regulatory region sequence-specific DNA binding; DNA-binding transcription factor activity, RNA polymerase II-specific
Source: RefSeq, a predicted model, not a curated record
UCAGAAAGCGGCUCACCUCCGCUUUUAACAGUGGCCUCCUCCGCUCGCUCCCAACAUCUUCUAUUUCUCGCCUCUUGUUUUUCUUGUCUGCUUAAACUCUACAGUUUUUUUUUCGAGUUAAGAACUUUUGAUUCUUCGUUCAACCACACUCCCGAACACAAGUGCGUUUGCUUCAUUGCAAAGUGAAUACGAAUCCUUGUGUGUUUAGUUCAACUCCUUUCGUGAAUUCUGCCCAACAUUUAUUUCGAUUUCGAAUCGACAAUCCGAGCCAAGUGCCAAACAAAACUCCCAAACGUUUAGUUGCUUUUGCCGAUGGACAGCGGACUUCACUCGCACCAGCGUCCGUCAGUGGACUCAUCCAGCUCUCACUAUUCCAAGGCAGCAGGUUUGGCUGCCGUAUGUGAUGUGGCUACGCCUCUAUUGACUCCUCCGCAUACGCCUACUUCGUCCGAGUUGAGCAAGCACAGCUUCAACUUCGAGCAACAAACUAGCCCGACCGGCCAUCGUCUAUCGCCUUCCGCCGCAACGAGCAGAGCCAUGGAAGCCGCCGCCAAGUCUUUCCCAUUUUUCCUGCCUUUUGGUAUCCCCGGAUUGGCUGGUAUGCCAUUGCCGGCCGGUAUGUCUCACUUGGCCGUCCAUCAGUACGGCAUGAACAUGCGAGAACCGUCGGCUUUCCGACCUGUCGCUUGCCCGCCUAACCGUUCCUCGGAGCCGGCUGCUACUUCAUCGUCUCCGGCCAACAACAUGGCACCUUCCGUGCCUGCCGGAUCACCGACCGAAGCUAACAAUGCUGCCCGUUCUCCUUCCGUCGAGUCGGAUUUGGCUCGUGAUUACUCCAUGAAGAAGCGACCGGCUCCUUGUGACUCGUUUAGCUCCAAAGACGGACCAGUUGCCCCUCCUCAACCCGGUCGCCAACAGUUCCUUCCUCCUCACCACAACCAACAAGCCAUGCUCGAAGCUGCCGCCAUGCUCCAAGGCCUACAAUCCCGCAUCGACUUGGCUCAGUUGGCCGCUCAGGCAGCAAAGAACGCCAAACAGCAGGAGGGCAACGCGAAUCAAGCACAGGCCCCCAAUUCCAAUGGACAACAAGAUGCCUCGGCUGCACAACAGGCAGCUCUCCGUGGACUUCAAAACUCGUACGGACUUCAGAAUAUCCCGUUGUUGAUGGGCCCGUGGCUCCGCGCCGGCAACCUUCCGCCUUUCUACCCUGGACAGUACGACCCGCGUCUAUUCCGUGGACCUGGCCGUGCUUCUCGCCCCAAGAAGCAGUUCAUCUGCAAGUUCUGCAACCGCCAAUUCACCAAAUCCUACAAUUUGCUCAUCCACGAGCGAACUCACACCGAUGAGCGGCCGUACUCUUGCGACAUUUGCGGCAAGGCUUUCCGCCGUCAAGACCAUCUCCGUGACCACCGUUACAUUCACUCGAAAGAGAAGCCGUUCAAAUGCGCCGAUUGCGGCAAAGGUUUCUGCCAAUCGCGGACGCUGGCCGUCCAUCGCAUUCUCCACUUGGAAGAGUCGCCGCACAAGUGCCCGGUUUGUGCUCGCAGCUUCAACCAGCGCUCCAACCUCAAGACGCAUCUCUUGACUCACACGGACUUGAAGCCGUACGAGUGCACAUCGUGCAAGAAAGUUUUCCGGCGCAACUGCGACCUCCGCCGCCACAUCAUGACUCACUCGGUCGGCAGCGAAGGCAACGUGACAUUGACUUGCGUUCCGGGCGUCGAUGACGACGACAGUGCCGCCGACAGCAACGAUGAAAUCGACAUUGAUGUGGAGGAUGACACUGCCUCUUCGCCUGUCACAUCCGAUGCGGAGAGCGGAGUCUGUUCCUCAUCGCUGGACGAAGGGAAACUAUCACCGCAUCAUCACCAUUCGAUGACCGAUAGCAAAUUGCCCAAAAAGAGCGGAGGAUUCUCCAUCGACGACAUCAUGAGACGUUGAAAUGAAAAAUGAUUUCGUUUCAAUAUUUAACGUUUCCGGACGACCAUACGCACCAUUCCGCACAUCCUUUUUUUUUUUAAAUCCGUGAACGUUGGCCCAGCCCCAGCAAAACAGACCUGUCAUUUGUGUUAUAUGAGAAAAACGAUGGAGUUGCCGCCAGUCAAGUAUUUUGAUUGAGCUUCACUUUCUUUCUUGAUAUGCGGGUCUCCAGUGAUCUCUGCAUUGAUUUAUUCCUCCCCCUUCCGCCCUACCCCUAAAUACUCUUUUCAUUUUCUCCAUUUGAAUGAUUCCUUCAGAUCUAAAAACAAGAUAUCCCAAAACGAGCAUUCCUUGUCUCUGUGUGUUUUCUUUGAUGUUGAUGUUUAAUUUAUCUUUUUUCCCAGGCGCAUUCGCCAAGCGCCAUGUUAUGAAAAAAAAAGACAAAAAAAAAAAAGAUUUCUUCGUCAAUCGGUUUUAAUGUUUUUCUCUUGUCCAAUCAUCGCCCCCCUUUAGAAAUUAUUAUUACAUAAGAGACUACUACUACCACUAUUACUGUGCUAUCUUUACAUUUGAAUUUGAGACAUAUACAGCUGUACAUUCCCAUAGCAUACCCACCUUUUCAUUCUCGUAAAUGAGUUGAAAUAAUUGAGAUUGUACAGACUCUUUAUGUGUUACAAUCUUUUUUCCGAUGUUUUCCAAAUUUUGCUUUUCAAAAACCAAUUUUCGUGUGUGUCUCUAAUGUCCUGCUCUUUCUGAUGUGGAGCAAGGAAGAAAAUUGAUUGAAAAAAAAAAAGAAUUAUUACAAAAAUUUAAAAAUA